AUUUUGAAAAAUGCCACAAAGUUUAAUCUCAUGAUUUUCCUCAUUCAUAAUCAUAUAUGCAUAACUUUUCAUCCAAAAUUCAAAAACUUCUCUGUUCAAUUUCCAAAUUAGGGUUUCGAAUUUCUCUCAGUUCGUUUUGAGUUUAGAGACGUGAUCCCAAUGUGGGCUGCUACUCUACGGUCUUACUCUCCUCAACUCCUUCAACCAUGGAAGCUAGGGUUUUCAACUUUCAAUCACUCUUUAUCUUCCAUAUCUAAACACAUGGGUCUUCUUGAGCUUCAAGAAGUGGAGAAGAUUUUAUCUGAUGUUAGGGCAGAUAAUGUGAAGGUUAUACCUGCAAAUAAGCAGCAUGAUUGGGCUGAUUUUAUGGUCAUUGCAACUGGGAGGUCCACUUGGCAUGUUAGGAACAUUGCUCAAGCCCUAAUUUACCAGGUUAAGCAGAAGCAAAAAGGAGCUCGGCGGUUAGUGCUUCCCAGUGUUGAAGGGCAAGAAGGAGGAAAGUGGAUUGUGAUUGACUCUGGAAAAGUAAUAAUACAUGCUCUUGAUGAGAAUGCUAGAGAGUACUACAAUUUGGAGGAUCUUUGGACAUCAGAAACGUCUGAAAAGGAGCCAAUGGAUUUGGAAAAUGUCAUGGUGAAGGUUCGUCGCAUUAAUAACUCGAAAAGACCACCCCCGAAAGAUGCUUAAUCUGUCACAUUUUGUUGUUGCUUGUAUCACUUACAUGGAGGAACUAGUUAUCCAGUAUUAGUUUCAUGAAAACAUAUUGGUGUUUGAUUGCUAUUUAUUGGUGUACUCCCCAAAAUUUUUAUGUUUCUGGUUUAUAAUAUUAUUGGUUAGUAAUGAAAGCAACUUCUCUUAAGGAUAAGUGUGGUGGCAACUUUGAGUGUAGAAAGUAAUAAGUGAAUAUUCAAAGAUUUGGAAGAAUGUAAUCUGCCUUUGGGAAAAAAAUUAGUAUUGUGUAGCCAUUAUGUAUUUCUCCUUUACCUUUUGUUUCACAAUGAACUUCUUUAUUCUCUUUA
Molecule: messenger RNA, 1019 nt
Organism: Cannabis sativa
Lineage: Eukaryota; Viridiplantae; Streptophyta; Magnoliopsida; Rosales; Cannabaceae
Product: protein Iojap-related, mitochondrial
Exons: 5
Coding region: 160-687 (175 amino acids)
Biological process (GO): negative regulation of translation; negative regulation of ribosome biogenesis
Molecular function (GO): ribosomal large subunit binding
Source: RefSeq, a predicted model, not a curated record